Messenger RNA from Gregarina niphandrodes, 603 nucleotides. RefSeq lists its product as hypothetical. The record is from RefSeq and is a predicted model, not a curated record. Bases 1 to 603 code for a protein of 200 amino acids. The transcript is spliced from 2 exons. Lineage: Eukaryota; Apicomplexa; Conoidasida; Eugregarinorida; Gregarinidae.
AUGCGACAAAAAGAUAGGAAAGGUUUGCUGGAUCUUCUUUCGUCUCUCUUCGGAGACAUCACUCUCCUCGAGAGUUAUAACCUGUCGGGAAGACAGCUGAACCUAACUAACCAAUUCAGACCGGACCAGCUGGUCGUAAUGAAUUACAAGGACGACGAGCGCCGCUGCUGGCUGCUGGACGAGGGGCACCUGGAACCCGGCUGUCCCCGCGACCAGCUGCUCGGGACUCCGGGUCGCGAUCUCAUCAACACGAUGUACACCAUUCGGCAGAUGCUCCACGACACAAGUCUGCAGCUGCAGUGGACCAUCUCCUCCACCGUCGGCUGGGCCUAUCGAGCCGGCACCUGCUUCGGUCACAGUGCUGUCCAGUCCUCCUGCGUCACCACCGACGCGUCCGCAACCAGCCUCCUCGGCAGCAGCGCCGCGCCCGGCCACCACCGCAGCGCCAUCUUCCACCACCCCCACAUCAACGGUACCAAAAUUGUCAUUGCACCACCCAGAAUCGUUUCUCCCCUCGAUUAUGUACGCUACGUCUGCUCCGAGGACUUUCAAAUGGGUCAAGGGCUAAAACGUGCUUAUCAGCACGCCUGUCUUGUCAAGUAG